Molecule: messenger RNA, 1354 nt
Organism: Eurytemora carolleeae
Lineage: Eukaryota; Metazoa; Arthropoda; Copepoda; Calanoida; Temoridae
Exons: 5
Coding region: 194-757 (187 amino acids)
Source: RefSeq, a predicted model, not a curated record
UUGGAUAUAUAUAGUAUUUAUCCGCUAAUCAGGGAUUAAACUUGGACCCGGAGCUGAAACUUAGAAAGUCGAAACCCGGAGAAACUGAUUAUCUCUGUUCAGUUGAAACUUGCAAUAUCGGAUUUACAUUUUACAGAUCUGUCCUGAUGGAUUAUGAAGAAAGGAUGAAUCUAAACUAUGGUGAAGGAUAAGAAUGCCAAAUCAACAACUACUCGACAGGAUUCGAUCUAAUGAUGAAACUUUAAACAGAAGAAAAAUCAGUGGAGCAAACUCCUGGUCAAACCAUGUAGCUGUGGGAGGAUGUGAAGGACGAAUUGAAGUGAGUACAGUGGGUAGAGGACCGGUGGACCAAGGAGGACGACAGGCUCGGUGGGAGAGAGAAGGAUGGCAAGAAGGAGGAGGAGGAGGAAGAGGAGGGGGAAGAGAGGAGACACAUUUCUCAAGACUAGAAGUGGGAAGCAAUGAGAGUACCAACAGUAACCAAUUCCUUAUACACUCCCUAAACUCUAAUGCAACGUCUGAACCGAAACUAGAGGCAAAUGCCUGGUCAUUGACGGACAGGGUUAAAGGAGCAAACCCAGCAGAGGAUAAUGAAUACCAGAGUAGGACUUGUAAGUUAUGUCAUUAUAUUCUCCUGGUUCUUGGAAUCCUUCUUGUUAUCUUUGUUGUUGGAUUAAUCCUCACUGAAACCAUCAGGGCGAUUUUUUUCUCAGAUUCUAAGAACUCUACUAUGGAAACCACGAACCAACCUUUCUAAUAAUCUUCUCUGAUCCGCAGAACUCUACUAUGGAAACCACGCUCCAACCUUUCUAAAAAUCUUCUCUGAUCCGCAGAACUCUACUAUGGAAACCACGCUCCAACCUUUCUAAUAAUCUUCUUCUCUGAUCCGCAGAACUCUACUAUGGAAACCACGCUCCAACCUUUCUAAAAAUCUUCUUCUCUGAUCCUCAGAACUCUACUAUGUAAACCACGCUCCAACCUUUCUAAUAAUCUUCUUCUCUGAUCCUCAGAACUCUACUAUGGAAACCACGCUCCAACCUUUCUAAUAAUCUUCUUCUCUGAUCCGCAGAACUCUACUAUGGAAACCACGCUCCAACCUUUCUGAAAAUCUUCUCUGAUCCUAAGAACUCUACCAUGGAAACCACGCUCCAACCUUUCUAAAAAUCUUGUUCUCUGAUCCUAAGAACUCUACCAUGAAAACCACGCUCCAACCGUUCUAAUAAUCUUCUUCUCUGAUCCACAGAACUCAACUAUGAAAACCACGCUCCAACCUUUCUAAAAAUCUUCUCUGAUCCUAAGAACUCUACCAUGAAAACCACGCUCCAACCGUUCUAAUAAUCUUCUUCUCUGAUCC